AUGAAAGAAGCUCUCCAAAAGGCAGCACAACAAAUGGAAAAAAAAAAUUUAGAGGCCAUGAACAGAAUCAAGAAUGAGCAUCCUGACACGUUUGAAUGGGCUAGAAAGAUACCUUUGGAAAAAUGGACACGUUCUCAUGAUGGAUGGAAACGUUAUGGCUACAUGACAACCAAUACUGUUGAGUCUAUUAAUGGAAUGCUCAAAGGGAUCCGUGCUUUACCAAUAACUAUAAUGGUAGAAAAAAUAUUUUUCCAGUGUGUUGAUUAUUUUGACACACGCCGCACGACCCUCCGUGAGCAACUGCAAAUGGGCUUCAAAUUUACACCAGCAUGUCAUCAAAUAUUACUUGACAAUUUAAAUGAAGCAAACUCAUAUAAUGUCCGAAUCUUUAACCGCGAUUGUGGUGAAUUUGAAGUUUGGAAGGGAAGAUCUGAAACGAAGCAUGUGGUCAAACUUGAUGAAAGGAUAUGCACAUGUAAGAAGUUUGAAGAAAUACGAAUUCCAUGUUCUCAUGUGAUUGCCGCAUGCCGAGCAAUGUCAAUUAAUUAUGAGCAAUACGUUUCAAAUUAUUACACGUUGGAGCGAACACUUAAGUGCUAUGAGUGA
Hevea brasiliensis (rubber tree) is the source of this 606-nucleotide messenger RNA. RefSeq lists its product as uncharacterized. Gene Ontology annotation, molecular function: zinc ion binding. The transcript is spliced from 2 exons. Bases 1 to 606 code for a protein of 201 amino acids. Lineage: Eukaryota; Viridiplantae; Streptophyta; Magnoliopsida; Malpighiales; Euphorbiaceae. The record is from RefSeq and is a predicted model, not a curated record.